AUUUGUUGGCCCGUGUUUGUGAGAGAGAAGCAGGAGGAGGAGGACUGGUGCCUUGCUUUAGAGCUGACGGGGACGGACAGAUAACAAUACCGAAUACGUGGUCAUAGCCGAUUCACUCUGCUUCUGAGUCGCGCCGGUCGAUAAAAGUUCACUUUUGGAAGCCGUAAAAAUGGGGAUCCGCAAAAAGACCAACAAGAACCCGCCGGUGUUGAGUCAUGAGUUUGUCAUCCAGAACCAUGCAGAUAUUGUUUCCUGUGUUGCUAUGGUGUUCCUCCUCGGGUUGAUGUUUGAGGUCACCUCGAAGGUUGCAGUGCUGUUCAUCACUGUCCAAUACAACGUUACCAUCUCAGCAAAUGAGGGCCUGCCAGAGGAGAGCGGAGUGAACCACUUCCACCACGGUCUGAAGGAUCUGGCUACAGUGUUCUUCUACAUGAUGGUCGCCAUCAUCAUGCACGCCAUCAUCCAGGAGUAUGUACUGGACAAGAUCAACCGGAAGAUGCAUUUCUCUAAGACCAAGCACAGCAAGUUCAACGAGUCAGGCCAGCUCUCCGCCUUUUACCUGGUCUCCUUCGGCUGGGGAACCAACAUCCUCAUGUCGGAGAACUUCCUGUCCAACCCAGUGAAUCUAUGGGAAGGCUACCCCCAUACCUUGAUGCCGUUCCAGAUGAAGUUCUAUUUCAUCUGUCAGUUGGGCUACUGGCUUCACGCCCUCCCCGAGCUCUACUUCCAAAAGACCAAGAAAGAGGAUAUUCCUCGUCAGUUGGUAUAUAUCGCUCUGUACUUGGUCCACAUCGCAGGAGCCUACAUCCUCAAUCUGAAUCGUCUGGCUCUGGUUCUGCUGGUGUUCCACUACUUUGUAGAGCUUCUCUUCCACGUGUCCCGCCUGGUCUACUUCAGCAACGAGAAGAGACUGACAGGGUUCACCGUCUGGGCGGUGCUGUUUGUUCUUGGGCGGCUGCUCACCCUGUCCCUGUCUGUUCUGACUGUGGGUUUCGGCCUGGCCAACGCUGAUCAACAGGGACUGGACCUGGCCAACGCUGAUCAACAAGUACUGGACCUGGCCAACGGAAACUUCAACGUACUCUUCGUUCGGAUCACUGUGCUGGCGACCAUCUGUAUGACUCAGGCCUUCAUGAUGUGGAAGUUCAUCAACUUCCAGCUGAGGAGGUGGAGAGAGCAGACCAAGACCCAGGCCCAGCCCCUGAAACCCAAGAAGCCCCAAGCUCCCAAGAGCAAGUCCAAGAAAGACAAAGCCAAUGGAGUGAACGGAGUAAGUUCCAACGGAGCUGAUUCGCCGAGAGUGAAGAAAGAGAAGUCUUCAUAAAGUCUCAGACCCCAUCCAACCCUCCAACCCACACCCACACCAAAAAGACCACCUUUUCUCCCCUCCCCCUCAGGCUGCAUCCAGCCUUCUCAUGUCAAUGGCCCAAUCCCAAAUCGACCCCUAGACCCUAUGGCAGGGAUCAUCAACUAGAUUCAGCCGCGGGCCAAGUUUAGAUUU
This is a messenger RNA of Coregonus clupeaformis (lake whitefish), 1501 nucleotides long. RefSeq names its product translocating chain-associated membrane protein 1-like 1. The coding region runs from base 170 to 1324 and encodes 384 amino acids. The transcript is spliced from 11 exons. NCBI's taxonomy places the organism in Eukaryota, Metazoa, Chordata, Actinopteri, Salmoniformes, Salmonidae. Gene Ontology annotation, cellular component: endoplasmic reticulum membrane. Gene Ontology annotation, biological process: SRP-dependent cotranslational protein targeting to membrane, translocation; protein insertion into ER membrane. The record is from RefSeq and is a predicted model, not a curated record.